AAAAAAAAAAAGGCCAGCAACAAUGUGAUAGACAACACAGCCGCUCUGCUCUCUCAGCGUAGUAGUGGAUAUCUUCACAGUGACCAGAGAGCAGAGGCGAGCCAAAGCGAGCCGCAUGCUCGCUGUGCAACAAGGGGGACGGGAGCAAAAUGAACCACCGGAUAGCAGCAGCAGCAUCCACUGAGGACCCGUAACAGUAUUUAGAAGAUAGCUCUCUACUCCGCCCCCGCCUCUCCAUCUGUGCCACACACUUGUGUUGUUUCACAGUUACUGAAGCACACAUCCUGCUACCAGGGUCCUGUUAUAUCCUGGCAGACACAUGGACAGGAAGAAAUAAAAGCGUCAGUUCAGGCCCUCCACCUGACCUGUAGGGUAAGUCCUAGCUGUGGGACUUGUUGUUGGUGGGCCCACAGAGCUGGCGUACAUGUGAGAAAGAGGUAAUGAAGUCCAGUAUGAGGCACUGGGGGAGGCUGAUGCUGGUGGGAAUGCUGGCCUGGGCUUUUGUCUUUCUCGCCCUCCUGUCAUAUUUCCUGGAUGCUCGCGUGGAUGAGCCCCUGACCUCUGCUGGCGCUUUACUCUCCCAGCACCCGGACACACGCCGUCUGGCCUCCAUACAGGCCUCCCAUCAACAGCAUGCCAUGGUAAAGCUGUCUUUACCGUUAACUACAACGUAUCCCAGAGAUAAGCCAGAGCUGGAGCCUCCCGCCAAGUCCGGGACCCCAGAGACCAGCCUGGAGAUGAGCCAGGAAGCAAGUCGCCAGGACUAUCUUGACCCACAGAGCCUGGCAGCCUGGUCCUCCUUUGGUACAGAGAAUGUGGGUUCUCACUCAGACCCUGUAGUCCAGAGUCGUGAGCGACAGUCACAGACUGCAGACUAUCAGAACGACUUCAGCACCAUUCGAUACCAAGGUGGCAAGGAGGAAGAUGAUGAGAAAGAAAAUGAAGAUGAAAAUCUGGGAAACAGAAGGAAGAACAGAGCACAGAGUAUGGCCGGUGGUGACUUCUCUGAUCUGGAGGAAUUCUAUUUCUCCAAGUCCGUCUCUCUAGUGCAGCGGCUCUGGAAGGGUCGAGUGUCCGCGGGCAUGCUGAGUCUUCGACUGCAGCGUGCCAUGAAGGAAUACGUCAACUCCAACAAACACCAUGUUUCCUACAAGGGGAAUCGUAAGCACGCUCAGAGUGCCAAGGAGCUGCUUUGUGAAUUGAAGAAUCAGGCCCGGCUGAGGACAGUAGACGGGUUGGAGCAACCCUUCUCUUCACUUGGCUGGGCUCGUCUGGUGCCAUCCCUUUCUCUGGAGCAGCUGUACAAAAAGGAGAACAAGAGAAGCUUCAAGACCUGUGCUGUGGUCACCUCUGCUGGGGCCAUCCUUCGCUCACGAUUAGGCAAAGAGAUUGACGCUCAUGAUGCAGUUUUACGUUUCAAUGCUGCACCUACAGAGGGCUAUGAGAGAGACGUGGGAAACAAAACCACUAUCCGCAUCAUCAACUCGCAGAUUUUGGCAAAUCCUAGGCAUCGGUUCAAUACAAGCUCUAUCUACAAGAAUAUAACUCUGGUGGCCUGGGACCCCGCACCUUAUGCUGUCAACUUACACAAGUGGUACGCUAGUCCAGACUACAACCUGUUUGGUCCGUACAUGGAGCACCGCAAGCUGCAUCCUGACCAGCCCUUCUAUAUCCUUCACCCUAGCUAUGUGUGGCAACUCUGGGACGUGAUUCAGGGCAACACCGAGGAGGACAUCCAACCCAAUCCCCCAUCGUCUGGUUUCAUAGGUAUCCUCCUGAUGAUGACGCUGUGCGAGCAGGUGCACGUGUACGAGUACAUUCCCUCCAUGAGGCAGACGGACCUGUGCCACUACCACGAGACCUACUAUGACGCUGCGUGCACACUGGGUGCCUACCAUCCUCUCCUCUAUGAGAAAAGCCUGAUCCAGCGGAUCAACAUGGGCCCCGUGAGUGACCUCGAGAGGAAAGGACGCGUCACUCUUCCAGGCUUCAGCACCGUGAACUGUGACAUCUGAUAUAUGAAGCCUGGCCUCAUGAGCCCGGACGUCACACAUGCACACACGCAAACACUUCUGGCCUUUUCAGGCUGACCAUGGGAGAGGUGCAAUAAUGCCCCUAUAGACAAGGAGGUUGAAGCUUGCAAGUUUCAAAUAAGACCCGUGAAGAGCAUAAGCCAUAGCCCUCCAGGGACGGAUAAACAUAGAGGUUUCUGAAAGACCUUGUCUUUAUCACGAUGGUUUACUUGACCAGAGGCUGGAAAUUAGAGUCUCCAAGGUGGAGCUGAAAAAAACAAAACUAAAAAAUAAUAUCAAAUUUCUCUCUGCUUUAGCUGAGCCACGUUAGCUGUGGAGCUGACUAGGGUAGCAACUGAUCUUGUUUUAGGUAGGCAAGUGAGUUUUUAAUAACUGGGUGUGUUUCCAGUGGUGUAAAAUCUGUGUUUCUCAGUACUAUGGAUGGUUUUCCACUUUAAGGAACUGUCACUCUUUAUAACGGCGAAUUGUAUAAUGAUUUUUUUUAAUAUAUACUGGUCCCAAAGGGUUGUGAAUAAACAAAUCAUCCAUGUUGAAUGUCAUAGGUACACAAACUCGACGCAAAAGUACAUGCAGAAGAAUGCAAACUAAAAGAAAGAUGAGAGGAGCUGUCAAAGCUGUCACAUUACUGUACAUAUUCCUGCAAAAUCAGCAAUUUUGCUUCAUAAUGAGGGUUGAUUUCAUACUACUGAGCUUAUUACUGAAUUAUUGUUCUGUGCACGCUGACUGAUAACCACCAGUUUGUCACGUUUUGUUUGGGG
This is a messenger RNA of Oreochromis aureus, 2791 nucleotides long. It is a transcript of the gene st6gal2a, whose product is annotated as ST6 beta-galactosamide alpha-2,6-sialyltranferase 2a. The record is from RefSeq and is a predicted model, not a curated record. Gene Ontology annotation, molecular function: sialyltransferase activity. The coding region runs from base 441 to 2015 and encodes 524 amino acids. The transcript has 8 exons. Lineage: Eukaryota; Metazoa; Chordata; Actinopteri; Cichliformes; Cichlidae.